Messenger RNA from Ochotona princeps (American pika), 2059 nucleotides. RefSeq names its product solute carrier family 35 member F1 (gene SLC35F1). Gene Ontology annotation, cellular component: membrane. Gene Ontology annotation, biological process: transmembrane transport. The record is from RefSeq and is a predicted model, not a curated record. The transcript is spliced from 8 exons. The coding region runs from base 486 to 1715 and encodes 409 amino acids. Gene Ontology annotation, molecular function: transmembrane transporter activity. NCBI's taxonomy places the organism in Eukaryota, Metazoa, Chordata, Mammalia, Lagomorpha, Ochotonidae.
UGAGACACGGACGGCAGCUUUGCGACCAGCUGGGGACAGCCUGAGGUGAAGCAGGCACAACUGCCGCCACUCGCUCCGAAGAGACCCGGGCACGCCGAGACCAGGCGAAGCCUCUAGCUCCAGCCCUUCUCCCCGCAGGGACCCUUCAGGCUGAGCGGCAGUUCCGCGCCCCCGCGCGACACCCGUCACAGGCACUUCGCGGGGCGUGCCAGGACUUGGGGACGCGGCUGAGGCUGAGCUUGGGCGGGGAGGCGACGGCAGCACCGGAGCGAGAGCUGCGCGCACUGGGACUGGAGAGUGAGUGGUGGGCUGGGCGGCGGCAGCCGUAACUGCGGGUGCCUCCCCGCCUCGCCGCUUCGCAAGGCAGCACCGCCUCCUGGGCCGGGACCGUUCGGCCGGGUUCUCUGCGCGUUCCCGGGCCCAGAGCUGGCGCACGAUGCGCCCGGCUGCGUUCUGAUUGCCACCGCGCCGCCGCCUCCGCCGCGAUGAUCCCCCCCGAGCCGCCGCAGCAGCAGCUGCAGCCGCCGCCGCCAGCCCCACCGAACCAUGUGGUGACCACCAUCGAGAACCUGCCGGCCGAGGGCAGCGGCGGCGGCGGCGGGAGCCUGUCCGCGUCCUCCCGGGCUGGCGUGCGCCAGAGGAUCCGCAAAGUGCUGAACAGGGAGAUGUUAAUCUCAGUGGCCCUGGGCCAAGUGUUAUCCCUUCUUAUUUGUGGAAUUGGCUUGACCAGCAAGUACCUGGCUGAAGAUUUUCAUGCCAACACACCAGUCUUCCAGAGUUUUCUCAAUUACAUCCUUCUCUUCUUGGUGUAUACUACCACAUUGGCUGUCAGACAAGGAGAAGAAAACCUUCUGGCAAUUUUGCGACGAAGAUGGUGGAAAUAUAUGAUCCUGGGACUGAUAGACCUAGAAGCCAAUUACCUAGUGGUCAAGGCAUACCAGUACACAACUCUGACCAGUAUCCAGCUCCUGGACUGUUUUGUGAUCCCAGUGGUGAUUUUGCUGUCCUGGUUCUUUCUACUGAUCCGGUACAAGGCUGUGCAUUUCAUCGGCAUCGUUGUCUGCAUCCUGGGCAUGGGCUGCAUGGUGGGAGCCGAUGUGCUUGUGGGAAGGCAUCAGGGAGCAGGAGAAAAUAAGCUGGUAGGGGACCUUUUGGUCUUAGGAGGAGCUACACUCUAUGGCAUCUCUAACGUCUGGGAAGAAUACAUCAUCCGAACCCUGAGCCGAGUGGAAUUUCUGGGGAUGAUUGGUCUCUUUGGUGCAUUUUUCAGUGGAAUCCAAUUAGCUAUAAUGGAACACAAGGAACUGCUAAAGGUGCCAUGGGAUUGGCAAAUAGGCCUGCUCUAUGUUGGCUUCAGUGCCUGCAUGUUUGGUCUGUACAGCUUUAUGCCAGUUGUCAUAAAGAAAACCAGUGCCACUUCAGUCAACCUCUCCCUGCUCACAGCAGAUCUGUACAGCCUGUUCUGUGGAUUGUUUCUUUUCCACUACAAGUUUUCAGGACUGUAUCUCCUGUCCUUCUUCACCAUUCUCAUCGGGCUGGUGCUGUACUCCUCCACCUCCACGUACAUAGCCCAGGACCCCCGAGUGUACAAGCAGUUCCGCAACCCUUCGGGACCUGUUGUGGACUUACCAACCACAGCUCAGGUGGAGCCUUCCGUCACCUACACUAGCCUGGGCCAGGAAACCGAAGAAGAGCCCCAUGUCCGCGUGGCCUAGGAUGAGGCCCACCCUGCCCACUGAGGACAACUCAGUGGCCAUGUGUCUGCUCAUCAUCUCUGUCUUGUACAUAGAGAAAGGUAUUUACUAGGUGCAGUUUACACAGGUGGACUGCAAGGUAGCCAAUCCUCUGAGAGCUUGUAAGGGAAGAAGCUAAGCAUCCCUGGAAAUGCAGGCCCGAAUCUGCCUUUUUCAGAGAUGCCUAGCUGAUAUGUAACUUGAUCUCCACCCCUCUGCAUUAAUUACUGUGAAAUUUUUUGAAUAAAAAGCAAAUAUUGUUGUUAUUAUUACUUAUAUUAUUAUUGUUACUGUUAUCACACCAACCUGCAGGAGGCUAUUUUGUC